CCAUUCUUGAUGUCAUAUAAAGGAAAUCGCAACUCAUCACAAUAUGAUUGGAUUUUCCUAAAAUAUCUGCUCCAUUUAAUUUGAAUUUUUAGGCAAUUCGAUUUUUUAAAUCCAGUUUGAUUCAAAAUCAAACCAUCCUAAUGCUCUAGUAUUUUACCAAACACAGCCUUAAACAUGGGAUUAUGACCAAACAAAACAGUGGACCUUUGCAUCAUCAACGGGAUCUCUUCCGUUUCGCAAGCGUUCUCCUCCCUGCUUUCUCUCCUUUCUCUGAUUGUUUUCUUCUUAUCUCUGUCAUAUUCUCAAAAUCCUCGUUCACUGCUCUGGAUUUCCUGCUUUGAGUUUCCGACGGCAGAGAUUGGCUUUCAUAUCUCUCUGCUCAUGGCAUCUGCUCCAUUGAACAAGAUAGACACGGCUCACCAGAUGUAUAGAGACGGAAAGUACGAGCAAGCGCUAGGCUUUUACGCUGACGCUCUUUCCAUGGCCAAAACCAAGCUCCAGAAGAUCGCUUUGCAUAGUAAUCGAGCUGCCUGUUUUUUGAAAUUGCACGAUUUCAAAAAUGCAGCUGAAGAAUGUACGUCGGUGCUCGAGCUUGAUCACGAUCACGCUGGAGCAUUGAUGCUGCGGGCGCAGACACUAGUCACCCUCAAUGAGUAUCACUCCGCCCUCUUUGACGUCAACAGGCUUUUGGAGUUGAACCCUUCUGCAGAAAUUUAUCGAAAUCUUGAAGCUCGGUUGAGGACACAACUGUCACUUGCUCCAAUACCUGAAUCUGAAGCUGAGUUGGAAGAAGAGGAAGAAAAAGCUGAAGCAGAACUAUAUAGACACGAGGAAGAACUACAAGAUGGAGAAGAUGCAGCUAUGGCAAUAGCAAGAACUAACCAGCAAAAGGACCCUUUUAUAGCUACUGUUACUACUGAUGUUGUGGUGCCUAAAAUUCCAACCAUCAACAGGUCUUCUGAAACACGUAAAGAUCUAAUAUUUGAGCCUAGAAAGACCAUUGCUGCAGAAGUUAUUGCGCAAGCACAGCGGAAAGUUAAGCCUAGAAAGACUCUUGCUGCUGAAGUUAUAGCUCGAGCACAGAGGAAGAAGGAAUUAUCUGACCAACUUUCUAAAGGAUGGCAAGCGAUCCCAAAACCAAAGGGCCACUCUGCUUUGAAUUAUGAUCGUUGGGACAAAGUUGAGGAUGAUUCAAGUGAAGAUGAAGAUGAAGAGUCACAGCCUCAGUAUCGCUUCCGUUUAAGAACUGUUGGGGUACAAUCAGCGAAGUGAAUGAGAUAAACAGUAUAUUGAGGUAAAUGGCUGCACUGCUCAGUUGCACACCACAAUUAGAAGCUGAGUCCUAUUGGGUUGGAAAAUCUCUGACGGGUGGAGGUAUCAUGUCAAAACUCUUUAAAAGCCCAAAAAGAACAAAUGUUGACAUGUCACGCGUAUGACCGAAGACAGGAUGACCUUUCUACUGUGAAAUUCUGGAAGGAUGGGCAUUGUACUUGAGCAAGUUUUUGCUGUUCCAUCAUCUUUCUCACUAUGGCUUUCUUAUGCUAUGUUGGUAAAUGAUGGCAUGUGUGCGCCUGGGAACUUAUGAACUGAUGAGCUCUUUAACUGUCCAGUUGAGAAGAAUGGGUUUUGUAUCACAUGGUGGAGCAAGUUUCACUGUAACCGCACCUUUGUCUAUAUGUUGCCAAAUGAUGAAUACUACAAUUGCCUUAAAUUGGUCGGAUUGAAUCUGGGUUACUGUUGAUGUGAUUACUUACAUCACUACCUUUACAACAAAUGAUAUUGGGUUUUGUCCCCAAAUUAUUCUUAUUUUUCUUCCGUUAUCAUAUAAUUGGGGUUUUGCU
Molecule: messenger RNA, 1841 nt
Organism: Manihot esculenta (cassava)
Lineage: Eukaryota; Viridiplantae; Streptophyta; Magnoliopsida; Malpighiales; Euphorbiaceae
Product: protein unc-45 homolog A
Exons: 3
Coding region: 382-1272 (296 amino acids)
Molecular function (GO): protein binding
Source: RefSeq, a predicted model, not a curated record